AUGUUUGGUGUGCUUGUUCCGAAAACCCGGGUUUCUGCUGAUGUGCUGGGCUCCGUGGAACAGCUGCGCCAGUGCGACACGCUGGACAUUGCCUAUUUCGACGAGGACAUCCAAGUCGUGGUGUACACUCCGUCGUCUGUGACACAGGUCGAGGUCGACCUGGUAUACAACUUGCAAAACACAGCGAGAAAAGUGCUCGAUUCCAAAGUCGUCAUAGGGUCUGAGGCCGUAUGGAUACUGGAAACGACCGUGGUGCCUGACAAACUUUCAAAUCAAUUGCAGAUCAAAGCCUCGUUUCGACAACAGUCGAGAAAGAUAGAAAAUUUAGAGUUGCAGGAUACAGUCACUAUAGGCAACACUGUGCUGACGAAGCAUGUGGACCUUUACGAACUCGUAACGGCCGACACGUCGCUGCGGAUCAGCCCCGUAUUCCAGAUGCGGUUCAAGACCAUCAAGACGGAGAAAACCAUGGCCUCUUUGGAAGUGGCUCUUUCUGGACAGGUCCGGGCGUCAGAAGUGUCGGUGAGAAUCGAGUCGGUAGAUAUGGACAUCAGAAACUGUCUGUGUGCCGGCUACUCGGUGGUAAAGUAUCCAUUGGUGUUGCAGAACCAUUCUAUUCUGUCGCUCACGUACAGACUAACAAACAACGACAUCAAGUGGGUUAAGCCGGUUUUUGUCACCAUCCAUUGCACGGUCAACGGGAAUAGAAAAAUCGUGACACGAUGGACUACAAAUGUGGAUUUUAUGGCGGCCCCCACCGUGCCCCCAAUCGCGUCGCCUAGUCUCGGGGUAUUUAAAUCCAAGUCGACCAACUCUGCUCUGAAUUUGCCUAAGAAAAAUAAACUACGAUCCAACUCGUCGGUGACUCUCAACCACUCCAAGAAGAACCUCAGCAUUUCAGUUUCGGGCCAGACUAAAGUCAAGCUCGGCGAGGUGUUCAAAUGGAAGCUACAAUUUAUCAACAAGUCGAACGACUCGUUAUCGCUCAUACUGUACAUUCAAUCAUCGAUCAACAAACAAUACGAAAAAUCUGUGCCACCAAUUCCGAUCCAGAACGCCAACAAGGCAGAUCCCGUCCCGCUUUACGGCCUCAACCAGCUGGUGCGGGCUUUCCAACACGAGUUCAGCAAAGUGGGGCUGAUUUCUCUUACCAACAACCUGAAAUUCACGUUAGACCCAGGAAACCUGUUCGAGACCGAGCUCGAGCUCAUAGGCAUCGAAAAGGGUCUGGUCAACCUCCACGACGUCAAAGUGUUGGAAAUCAAAAGCGGCGAGAUCUUCGAGUGCGGCCGCCUGCUUGAUGUCCUGGUCGUCUAG
Ogataea parapolymorpha DL-1 is the source of this 1317-nucleotide messenger RNA. RefSeq lists its product as uncharacterized. Gene Ontology annotation, cellular component: trans-Golgi network; TRAPPII protein complex. Bases 1 to 1317 code for a protein of 438 amino acids. The transcript has a single exon. The record is from RefSeq and is a predicted model, not a curated record. NCBI's taxonomy places the organism in Eukaryota, Fungi, Ascomycota, Pichiomycetes, Pichiales, Pichiaceae. Gene Ontology annotation, biological process: intra-Golgi vesicle-mediated transport.